UUGAGAAAAGUUUUGAGGAAGUAUCUCCCUACGCAGGACAGGGCUUCCCGCCUAUUAUCAAGGUUGAAAUUGCCCGCUGCAAAAACAUCCCAUAAAAGGGAGGAAAAAGGGAGAAUUAGGGUUUUACAGUUCAUCGAGGAAGAAGUAAAAUUUUCCAAUCCUAAUGAGGGAAACUGGAAAAGAAGGACUUGUAGUUUUCAAAACUUCCUGAUAAGCUUCUGUCAUAGAAAAUGUUGAGUAAGCUCAAAGUCGAGGAGCUUCGAGCUCAGCUGUCUAAAAGAGGCCUCGAUACUUCUGGUACCAAACAAAUCCUACUUCGUAGGCUUGACAAUGCCAUAAUGGAGGAAAAAACUUCUCCUCCAAAGAAAAGAAAAAGGGAAGACAAGUUAACCGAUCAUGGUGAUGAAAAUGAAGUAGAGAGCAAAAAUGGUAACUCUUUGCCCUCAAAAUCUGAAAUUAUUAAAUCCCCUAGCAACAUGAAUGUUCGUGAACUACGAAAGGAGCUGGAAGUUUGCCGUUUAUUGACCUCUGGUUUGAAAAAGGAACUCAUAGAGAGGCUCACAACUAGUGUGGAGAUGGAUGGAGAUCUUACCAAAGAAGAUGCUACAAUUCACGACGUUGAUGAAUGUAAGAAGGAGAAAUUGGUCAAAGCAACUAAGAAGGGUGGUUCAAUCUUGCAUCAAUGGCUUUCAGAUGACAUAAAGUUAGGCUACCAUGUAUUGCAAAUAGGGGAUGAAAUCUAUGAUGCCGUAUUGAAUCAAACAAAUGUUGGACAGAACAACAACAAGUUCUAUGUGAUUCAAGCUCUUGAAGCUGAUAGUGGUGAAAAGUACAUGGUUUACACAAUGAGAAAGGGUGUGAGGGGUCAAGACAAACUAUUUGGUCCUUGCACUUCACGUGAUUGUGCGGUUAAUGAAUUUCAGUCGAAGUUCGUCUCCAAGGCAAAGAACAACUGGUCCGAUAGGAAAAUUUUUACUCCUUAUGCAAAAAGUUACACUUGGUUGGAAAUGGACUAUAGUGAAGACACAUGCAAAAACAAAGCAGACCAAGAUAAGCACAAUAACUGCAUAGUUGCUGCUCAACCACGUAAGACAAGACUGCGUAUUGCAGAAUUUAUUUCACUUAUCUGCAAUGUUAGCAUGAUGAAGCAACAAAUGCUUGAGAUUGGUUACAAUGCUGAAAAGUUGCCCCUCAGGAAGCUAAGCAAAUCUACUAUUACAAAGGGAUAUGAUGUAUUGAAGAGAAUUGCUGAUGUGAUUGGACAACCAGAUAGGCUCAAACUUGAGCAACUGAGUGGGAAGAUCCCCUUUACUUUUACUAUGGACGGCUUCAUAGUGAACUGGUACCACUUGAAGCUGAUUCUCAAGAAUUUUCCUUGUUUUCUAGCACAAAAAAUAAACUGCUCUUGUGGCAUGGUUCUCGACUUACAAACUGGACUGGAAUUCUCUCUCAAGGACUACGAAUUGCUCCUCCAGAAGCACCUGUUACGGGUUACAUGUUUGGGAAAGGUGUUUAUUUUUCUGACAUGUUCUCCAAAAGCUCAAACUAUUGUUACUCAUCUCAUUCAUCUUGGGCUGGAGUGCUGCUUUUAUGUCAGCACCAAAGGAGUCGGAGCAACUGCCCCGAUCCUUCAGGUUUCCGUGUGCUUGAGGAUGGUGUCAUCGUGCCCCUGGGAAAACCAAAGAAGCAGUCUGGCCCUCAGGGAAGCCUGUUAUACAAUGAGUACAUUGUCUAUAACGUGGAUCAGAUUAGGAUGAGAUACGUUCUUCAAUUAAAUUUCAAUUUCAAGCA
Amborella trichopoda is the source of this 1791-nucleotide messenger RNA. NCBI's taxonomy places the organism in Eukaryota, Viridiplantae, Streptophyta, Magnoliopsida, Amborellales, Amborellaceae. The record is from RefSeq and is a predicted model, not a curated record.